This is a messenger RNA of Cherax quadricarinatus, 1679 nucleotides long. The record is from RefSeq and is a predicted model, not a curated record. Lineage: Eukaryota; Metazoa; Arthropoda; Malacostraca; Decapoda; Parastacidae.
GUAAAUACCAGUGCAUGGCGACAGGGAAUUGCAGUGCAUGGUCUCUGGUGCAGAAUGUUGGAGGUGGGAGCGAGUGUAGACUUGCUAGAGGAGGACCCACCAACUACCCCACCAUCAACGCCACCAACGCCACCUACUUCUACAGGCAAGACUCUAUACCUGGAACUUACUCGUGGGGAAAGGACGGUCUGUUGUACCUAAAUACGAUGAUGCUAAAGAAAUAUGCAGACGCUAAGACAUACUGCGCCUCCAUACCAGGUCACCGCCUCGGUAUCUUCAAGACCAUUCAGCAGAAGGACAUUCUACUGGCACUUCCCGUCCUAAGUAGUGGUAAAUGGGCAUUGGACCUCGUUAACAACGGUACUGGACCAGUCUGGGGUGACGGUACAAUGUACUAUAACACCGAGCUGGGGCAGAACUUCAGUAUAGUGGAAAUCCCAAACACAAGAGGCGUCCCUAUGGGUAUCUACGUCUACAUCAGCGGCAACAUCACCACUGGCUAUGAAGACAUUCUGAGGAAUUUUCAGUGUCAGUUCAACCCGGCAGGUGUAGACUGGUAACUCUGGUACACUUGUAGCAUGAGAUGUUGGAGGGAAAAACAGGGGGAAAGCAGGAAGGCAGUGUAGAAGGCAGGGGGAAAGGCAGGGGAAAUGACAGGAGGAAGGCAUGGGAAGGCAUGAAGAAAGGGGAAAGGGAGUAAGGCAGUGGGAAAGCAGGGAGGAAGGCAGGGGAAAGGUAGGGAAGAGGCAGGAAGGUAGGGGGAAAGGCAGGCAGGAAGGCAGGAAGACAUGGGCAAGGCAGGGAGAAGGCAGAGGGUAAGGCAGGGUAGAAAGGCUGGGUAGAAGGCAGAGUAGAAGGCAGGGGGAGGCAGGGUGGAUGAAAGUUGCAUUGACAAGCAAUUCGCAGCUACCUUUUGGUUUGAUAACACUUGCCGGGUUUGGUAAUACUUGCCUGGAUUGGCAACACUUACUGGAUUUGGUAAUACUUGCCCGGAUUGGUAACAGUUACUGGGUUUUGUAACAUAUGGCAAUGUUGGUAACAAUUUCCAAGAUUGGUAAUACUAGCUGGUAUUGGUAACGCUUGUCAGAAUUGAUAACACUUACCAGGGUUGGGAACACUUGGGAUUGGUAACAGUUGCAUUGGUUGGUAACACUUACUAGGGUUGUUAACACUUGCAGGGGAUGGUAACAGUUGUGGGGGGUUGAUAAUACUUUGCCGGGUUGGCAACACUUACCGGGGUUGGUAACACUUGUCUAGAAGAGUGGAGUAUACUUGGAGAGUGUUCCGGGGGUCAACGCCCCAGCGGCCAGCUCCAUGACCAGGCCUCGAGGGUCACUGUGUGUUGUUUAAAAUCUAAAUGGGUGAUUAUUUUAUCAGUUUUGAUUUCUGCUGGCAGUAGUAGGUUUUAAUUGGUUUUCUGUUGUGGAUCCCUAAGCACAGAUACCAUAAGUAGGAAUGGUAACUUUUGCUACUUGCCAGGAAGAGUGAAGUUGUUAUCUACCUGGAGUAUACCUGGAGGGUGUUCCAGGGGUCAACGCCCCCGCGGCCCAUGUGCACAAUAUUAGCACCAAGUGUGUGUUUAACAGGACCUUCACUACCGCCUACUAAUGUAAAUAUAUAAACAUGGGUCUCAGAACUAACACAGAAUGGAACUGUCAGCUAAAUUUAUAUCAAUAAAU